Molecule: messenger RNA, 2547 nt
Organism: Dichotomopilus funicola
Lineage: Eukaryota; Fungi; Ascomycota; Sordariomycetes; Sordariales; Chaetomiaceae
Exons: 3
Coding region: 1-2547 (848 amino acids)
Biological process (GO): cell population proliferation; mitotic spindle organization
Cellular component (GO): cytoplasm
Source: RefSeq, a predicted model, not a curated record
AUGGCUGCGCCAUUGACGCCGACUCCAAGUGCGGCAUUGAAUUACUCGACGCCGACGGAGCUGCGCCACGAGCCGUUCAACGGCCGGAAAGCAGCCGACAGGACAGAGAACCACCACACCGAUGACGACGGCGACAUCAACAACAGCAGCGGUAACAGCCACAACAACAGCUCCCCGUUCCGCCCGCAUCUGCGCGAGGAGGUGACUUCGCCCACACCGCGCGGCGGUCCCUCACCGCCCAAAGCCGCCCGACCCGGAUCCCGUAUCAUCACAGGCAACGAACUCUCACCGCUCAAGAUCCUACAGCAGAACCAGAUCCAGGCCGCAGCACACCAGCAACAACAACAACACUCGCGGAACUCGUCGCAAUCGCCCCCGCGCUCGGCUGCGUCGGUCUCGCCCCCUGCGAAGAACAUGUCGCUGCCGCCACAGAGCCCGCGGAAGACGGGUCCGCCAAUCAAGCGGUUCCCUGUCAAGGUGAGCCCGCUUAGUGCGGGCCGGAGCGAGUCGCCGCGGCGUUCGGUGGAGAAUGAACGUCGGUCGUCGGUGGUUGAGCGCCGGCCUAGUUUGGCGAGCGUCCCGGAGACGGUGCCGGAGAAUGAAGAGGGGCGGUUUGCGAAGCAUGUUAUUGAUAUCUUUGAGGAUGAUGAUGUCGAUAUGGACGAUCACCACAACGGCCAUAAUGGCGUUGGUAUGAUGGAGGAGAUUGAUGAGGAUGGGGACCACGCGAUGUCUAUGGGCCAUGAUACGAGGAGUCACCAGCACCAACGACAGCACGACGAAGAGCAACAACACGAGCAGAGUCACACGAUGCAUGACGAGGACUAUUCAGCGGCUGACGACACGAUGAUGAGCACGUUCAGCACAUUCUCGACGGUGCCGAAUCUCACAAUGCUAGCGCAGAUGCGCAGCGACAGCCCGACCAAGUUUUCGGGGGCCACUCCGCGCGCUGGUAGCGGCCCAGCACCGUUGCGGACCCCCCGGGCGAACGGUGGCUCGUCGGCCUACGACAGUAGCAGCAACUCGACGACCAACCUGAUGGAUUUCACCGAACAGAUGCGUUCCGGCGGGUACGGGGUUCAACAGACGCCGUCUCGCCGCGUGCCGCAGACGCCGCGGACCGCGAGAGGGCCCGGUGGCCAUAAUAACGAUAACAUGGUGGCGGCCACGCCGCAACGCAAUAACCUAGCGAACCUGCUCGACUUCGACAUCCCGCCGGCGCCGACACCGCGCAGCAUCCCGACCAUCACGCCGCGGGAGCUGGAGUCGCUCAAGUCCGGGUUCCUCUCGGAAAUCAGCAGCCUCAAGGCAUCGCUCAGCGGCAAGGAGGCCGAAGUGCUGUCACUCAAGACGGCAGUUGGGGACGCAGAGAAGCGGGUGGGCGAGUGCAUGGAGCAGCUGCGCGAGGUGGAAGGGGUCCAGGAGGCCCUGCAGACCGAGAAAGACAGCUGGGAGCGGCGCGGGCGCGAGAUGGAGACGGUGCUGCGCAAGGUGAAGGAAGAAAUCGGCAACAGCCAGCGCGAGCGUGAGGAACUCGAGUUUAAGCUGGACGAGGCCGAGAAGCGGCGCGAGGCAGCCGAGAUGAUGGCCCAGGAUGCCGAAAGCAAGAUGGCGGGCAUGCGGGCGGGCAAGGCCAGCGCGGAAGCCGCGGCAGCGGCCGCAGGUGGCGAGACCCGAUCGCUGAUCUCGACUAAUAAGGAGGUCGAGAACGCGGUCGAGCGGGCGGCCCGCGACCUGCACGCGCUGUACAAGAGCAAGCACGAGACCAAAGUCGCCGCGCUCAAGAAGAGCUACGAGAACCGCUGGGACAAGCGGGUGCGCGAGCUGCAGCGGCAGGUGAACGAGCUGACACAGGCCAACGACGACCUCCGGCGCAACCACGGCUCCCAGCAGCAGCGGAUCGACCCGGCGCGGCUGGCGGAACUCGAAGAGGAGCGCCGAGCCGAUAAAGCGCGCAACGCGGCGCAGAUCCGGGAGCUCGAGGCCGAGGUUGAGAAGGUCGAGGCGGUCCUCAAGACGGUGCAGGCGGACAAUGCCGACUUGCGCGUGCUGCUAGAGCGGGAGCGCGUUGAGAAGGGUGAAUUGGUUCAGCUAGCUGAGGAGAUGAUGAAUAUGCAGAGCAUGCAGAGCUUUGUUGCUGCGUCUGAGGAGCCUGAGCCCCAGCCGCAGGCGCAUCAUCAAACGCAGCAGGUGCAUCAUACCCCCGCACCCGCGAGCACAGCGAAGACGCCCAAUAGGAGACAAUCCACCCACAACAACACCUCCCGAACCCCCGGUACCGGCCUCAGCCACGGCCUAGGCCCAGGCCCGGCGGGGGGCAACUCCUUCCGCAUGUCCACAGGCCCCAACAGUUUCCGUGCCUCGGGUCUACGGGCCCCUGGGUCGUCGGGGAUUGGUAUGGGUCUUGGUGGGGGUGCUAGUGGGAUUGGCAAACCUUCGGGGAUUGGAAGGGGUCCGCAUGAGAGGACGAAGAGUGCGGCUGUUAUGGGGAGUCAUGGUGCCGGUGGGGGACUGGUCAGGCUGGUCAUGGUCAGACUGUAUGAGUGA